Molecule: messenger RNA, 1358 nt
Organism: Hydractinia symbiolongicarpus
Lineage: Eukaryota; Metazoa; Cnidaria; Hydrozoa; Anthoathecata; Hydractiniidae
Product: nucleoside diphosphate-linked moiety X motif 6-like
Exons: 6
Coding region: 369-1268 (299 amino acids)
Molecular function (GO): NADH pyrophosphatase activity; ADP-ribose diphosphatase activity; NAD binding
Source: RefSeq, a predicted model, not a curated record
AAUUAAGCUGGCUUACUGCUAACAAAAUUUUGCUGCAUUUUAAAAUAUCAUCUGCCCAUUUGUUGUUUAUUAAUGGUUGUGAGGUUACUUAUGGAGUUAUUAGGGCGGUGGGAAAAUUUUUACUUAAGCGCACGCAUUUGUACAGGCUUAAAUUUAAGAUACUGUGUUUCCAUGUGAAUGAUAAAUACUCAACUAUUAUAUAUAGUAAACUUCCAAUCGCUGUUUUUUUCGUAUUGUCGAAAUUACGAAGGCUUUUCUUACAAGGUGUCCGUUUUUACAUUGUCUGUGUCUAUAUAUUUACUUAAUGUCAAGUUUUACAAAGGUGUACUUGAUGUUCCUGUUGCAGUUUAUCUGAAUGAUUCUUUUAGAUGAUAGCAGUUUGUGCUAAAUCUUUUUCUUCGCUAGCUGGAAAUUUUAAGAAAAUUAAGAUAACUUUGUUAUGUGGAGGAGGAGCAGUGUUUUAUAAAAGACAUUUUUCUGCAGUGAACACUAACUUUACAGAACAUUUAACAAGAUUUAAUGGGGUUUAUGUGACUGUUCAAGAUCAAGAACAAGAUGCUACCACUUUUAAAGACGAUUUACAAAGUGCGUUAAAACGAUGGAAGAAUGAUCAACGAAGCAGUGUACUACUUCAGGUUCCAAUAUCACAAAGUCAUCUAAUAAGGGUAGCAUCCCAAAAUGGAUUUAUAUAUCAUCAUGCACGAAAUAAUAUAGCAGUUCUGAGUUUAUGGUUGGUCGAAAACACAGAUUCAAAGAUUCCAUUGUUUGCCAAUCAUCAGGUGGGCGUGGCAGGUGCUUGCUUCAAUAGCGACAAGAACGAAUUGUUAGUAGUUCGUGAUAAGGGAAGAUAUUCAAAUUGGUGGAAAUUUCCCGGCGGUUUUUCUGACCUAGGAGAAUUUGUUGGUGAAACUGCUGUGAGAGAAGUUUACGAAGAGACUGGUAUCGAAGCUGAGUUCAAAUCGGUUCUCAGUUUGCGACAAAUGCACGACACAAUCCAUGGACAGUCGGAUUUUUACUUCAUAUGUCGUUUGCAGCCAUUAUCAUUUUUAAUCAAUCCUUGUCCAGAUGAAAUAGACGCGUGUGAGUGGAUGAGCGUAGACAAACUUUCUAAAAUGAAUGACGCAACUCCGUUCGUGAAGUUAGUAUGUAAGUUAAUUUUAAAAGGAAGUGAACAAGGAUUCGAACAUGUGGACAUUACAAAUAAUACUUUACAACAUUGGAUAUUUAAAAAGAAACAAAUGUCUCUCUAUCAUCGACCAUUGAUAUGAGAAUAAAAAUAUUUAGACUUCAUAUUUUAAUUAUUGUAAAUUUAUUUUUAAUUCUUAUAAAUUGCUGCAAAUAAAAUGACUAAAUGGAAA